GCAGGUUGCGGAGGUGGCCACCGCCGCCGUGAAGGAGUUCGACACCAUGAGGCUCAUGUACCCCGAGUGGAGCGAGAAGUGGGCCGCCGCCGAGCGCGCCCUGCAGCUCGACCUCGAGCGCGCCAGCGAGAGGCUGGAGGCGGCCGGGCUGCCCGGCUCGAGGGCGUUCGGCGGACCAAGGGACCUGCACAGCGCCGCCAUCCACGGUGCCCGCGACCUGGGGGCGUCUGCGCUGCGCUCUCGGGAGUUCCGCAGCCGGACCCUCGGGGCGGCGGCGGAGGUGGAGAUGGAGGCCCGCGUCAGCUCGAGCUCGUCGGCGGCGGCUGAGCCGCGCCGGCCCGCCGCCGCCGCCUCUGCGUAGUGCGGGUGCCCCGGCCUCGGAGCUCUGACGUCGCGAAAGGUACGCGCCAGCGUCAGAAAUCACGACGGGGACUCGGAGGAGGAACAGGUAUACACAUACCACUACCCCUGCCUCGAUGUCAUCCUUUUGGACCUCCUGGGAGGCUCUCGUCGCCACCGCUGGAUUCG
Prorocentrum cordatum is the source of this 528-nucleotide messenger RNA. Lineage: Eukaryota; Dinophyceae; Prorocentrales; Prorocentraceae. The record is from the annotation of a GenBank genome assembly.